UUUUCCCAAACGUAACAACCAAAGUGAAGCCACCUUGUUGUGCUGAGUCGUGUCGUGGGGGUACAGUACAUCGCAGCAUUCACUCUCAUUGAUUGAACUAAAUCCAAGAUCAUAUUUUUAUUUUCAAUUCCCAACCGCCAUUACUACAACAUAGACUAGUGCAUAGUGCAUAAUAGGCAGUGCGGUGCAUUCCCUUGUUUACCAUGCUUUCCUGAGAGAGAACACUAAAACCCCUCAAAUCCUCAAUACAAAUAGAUUUUCAUUCCUCCGAGGGAAAAAUAAAUGUCGGACGCUUUGAUCAAUGGAUUGGCCGGAGCUGGAGGAGGGAUCAUUGCUCAGCUCAUCACUUACCCACUUCAAACUGUAAAUACUCGUCAACAAACCGAGCGUGAUCCGAAGAAAGACACGAGGAGUCAAGGGACCCUUGAACGAAUGUGCCAGGUUGUAAAAGAAGAGGGGUGGGAACGGUUGUAUGGAGGCUUGAUGCCAUCGGUAGUGGGUACAGCUGCGUCUCAGGGUGUUUACUAUUAUCUCUAUCAAAUAUUCAGGAACAAAGCUGAAGCAGCUGCACUACAACAAAAGAAAAUGGGCGUCGGCGAUGGAUCAGUUGGGAUGCUCUCCUCACUUGUUGUUGCUGUUUUAUCUGGGUCUGUUAACGUGCUGUUGACAAAUCCCAUAUGGGUAGUUGCUACGCGUAUGCAGACACAUAGAAAAGAGUUGAACAGAACUCCAGCUGAUCAGGGUUUGUUAGUUUCCACUGAGCAGCCAAUUCUUUCUGCAGUUGAGCAUCUUCCUUAUGGAACUAGUCAGGUGAUUCAAGAAAUCUACAGUGAAGCUGGAAUUUUGGGUUUCUGGAAAGGUGUAUUACCAACAUUAAUCAUGGUAAGCAAUCCUUCCAUACAGUUCAUGCUGUAUGAAGCCAUGUUGGUGAAGUUAAGAAAAAGACGUGCUUGGAGUAAGAAGGGUAGCAAUGGGGUAACUGCUUUAGAGAUAUUUCUUAUUGGAGCUUUAGCUAAGCUUGGAGCUACUGUUGUAACCUAUCCGAUCCUAGUUGUGAAGGCAAGGCUCCAAGCUAGACAGGACAAAACUGGAGACAAGAGGCACCAUUACAAAGGUACAUGGGAUGCUAUUAUAAAAAUGAUCCGUUAUGAAGGGUUUAAUGGGUUUUACAAUGGUAUGGGCACAAAAAUUGUACAAAGUGUGCUGGCUGCUGCUGUUUUGUUCAUGAUGAAGGAAGAACUAGUUAGGGGGGUUCGUUUCUUGCUUGCCAAUGAUGCUGUAAAGCCAAAGCAUCCGUGAUUGAAGAGGCCACACUAGCUUGAUCAAGAUUUCAUGAUGUACCAUCUUGAGGUAGCAAAUUAGUUCAAAUGGUAGGGGAAUUAGAGUGAUUCAAACAAAAUAUUAAGAUAUAUGGCUGUAACUGUAUCUUUGAUUAUUUUCAUCAGGUUAGUUUCCAUAGAGGAAAUUCAUGCCAAAAAUUACAUGCUGGAUUCAUUGGUUCGUUUCAUGAACAAAACAAGGUUGUAGAUUUUGAGUAUGCUGCUGAAACAAAUAUUCUUUUUUACGAAUGAAUAUCACUAUCUGAUUUCAUUGGUAGCUAAA
This is a messenger RNA of Glycine soja, 1602 nucleotides long. Its product is annotated as peroxisomal nicotinamide adenine dinucleotide carrier-like. The transcript has 11 exons. Gene Ontology annotation, biological process: transmembrane transport; nucleotide transport. Lineage: Eukaryota; Viridiplantae; Streptophyta; Magnoliopsida; Fabales; Fabaceae. The record is from RefSeq and is a predicted model, not a curated record. The coding region runs from base 283 to 1299 and encodes 338 amino acids.